Molecule: messenger RNA, 9403 nt
Organism: Hydractinia symbiolongicarpus
Lineage: Eukaryota; Metazoa; Cnidaria; Hydrozoa; Anthoathecata; Hydractiniidae
Product: von Willebrand factor D and EGF domain-containing protein-like
Exons: 20
Coding region: 5051-9301 (1416 amino acids)
Cellular component (GO): membrane
Molecular function (GO): calcium ion binding; carbohydrate binding
Source: RefSeq, a predicted model, not a curated record
UAGGAGUAAUCGAGUGCAACAUAAACAAGCUAAAAAUUUGUCCCUACAACCGUUUCUCUAGUGCCCAGACCUGCGCGGUAUGAAACUCUGUAAUACAACAAUGAGGAAAUGUUACUCAAGGGUCCUGAAAUUGAAAAGCCAGGUAUAUUUCACCGGCAUUUUUAUCAAUUUUUUAUUGAUUUAAAUUGAUUCUUUAGUCUUAUUUUAUUUUUUCUUUAAAGUAAUAACAUCACAUAAAAACACAGCAUUUACUAUUUCAAACUGUUCAAGACAAUCGAAGGAAUUAAAAUUGGAUUUUUAUUGCUCCUUUUUUUAAGUUUUCUUCUCUUCUAGGUAAAGCCCGUGUUAAACACAUCAGCGUAAUUAAAUGUUAUUAAUUUAUAGGGGAACCUUCAUAAACUAAGAAAGAUGCAGAAGGUGCCUACGGAUUUCUCACUUUAUUUCUCUUUUGUUUUUCGAGUUAGAACAAACCGCUCUAUUCGAACAUUCUCUUUAUUUUAUUCUUAUUUUACAGCAUUAUCAUAACAGCGCUAUGUGCAGUACAGAAAAGAUCAUUCUGGUCCCAUGUCCAAAAGAUCGUUUCGCUUCUGAGUUCAACAUGGUGGCCAGGAUCUACCCAACUUUAAAUGGGGAAAAACUAAACACCGAUACAAACACAGUUUUUCGUUUGUUAAACCAUUUUCCAGUCCCGUCCUUUUUAUAGCGCAUCGUGUGCGUCUUGCUACUUGCGCAGCUAAGCUACAAUUUUGCUUGACAGACAGACAGAUGGACGGACAGACGCAUACGGGUAUUAUAAUAUAAACUAGUCGUUAGCCUGUGAAAAAUCCACGGGUUCGCCCGUCCUUUUUAUACUGCAUUGCGUGCGUCUCGCUACCUGCGCAGCUAAGCUACCAUUUUGCGUGACAGACAGACAGAUGGACGGACAGACGUAUACGGGCAUUAUAAUAUAGAUAGUCGUUAGCCCGUGGAAAAAUCUACGGGAUCACCCGUCCUAUAAAUUAACCCGUUGCAACAAAGUGGACAGAAAUAUAUCGCAUUUGGUAUUGGUGCGCAUUUUAAAAAUUUCUUGUCUUCGUUACUGGACACGGCUUUCGCGGACACAGAGACAAACAGACGACGGCUAUUAUUAAAGAGAUACAUGCUUUUUUUAUCAGGAUAUGUCUUAUAAGAAAGUCAGGGUGAAAUUAAUAGUUUAAAAAUAAGGCUAUUGCUUGCCGCAGUUUCAACUUAGGAGUAUGAAAGCCUGGCUUAGAUUUUGAAAUUGGUAUAAAAAAAGUAUGUAGCCAUGUUUUAUGUUUAUACAUAUUUAUUUUAUCGAAUUGUUAAAAUGAAGUUUGUAUUUAAAUUAUUGAAUAAUGUUCGAUCAUGACCAUGUUUUCAUUGUUCUAAUUAUCUUAUAUAUGUACUUAGCUCUGUAUGAACUUUGUCUUUAUACCCUAAAGAAUGUUAGGUCAUUAGGUAAAAUAGAUUUAACUUAUUUUUUAUUUAUUUAACUUAUUUUUAUAUCCAAUCUAAAUGUACAAUUUUCUUUCAUAAAAUCUCCGUACUAAGAUUGGAUAAUCGAGAUUAAUCUCGAUAAUUUCGGAAACCAGACUCAACUCUGCCUUGUUGAUUUUAAUCGGGAAGCUGUUAAGACGAUUUCUAAAGUGUUGUAUUUCUGAUAUCAUAUUUAUCCUCUUGUAUCUUUCCAAUCUCAUAAAAAUUUGCAAACAAUAAAAGUGAUAAUGAUGACAGCCCAGACAAUGAAAGUCACCAUAGUAUAGCUGACGAAGGGAAUGAAACUAAAAUGCCUUCAGGCAAUGGGGAGACCAUGGAGCCUGCUAACCCCAGGGAGGCCAAUGAGCUUCAAAAACCAAAUAAACGUAGCCACAAAGACGAAGAUAGUCAACACAUGGGACUGUCUUUCAAGAGGCAAAAGGUUUGAAGCCCUUCCUGAGGAGAGCAAUAUGGCCGCCAGACCAGAUGAACUGGUGAGCUCUGCUGAAAAGUAUUUUAACAAAUAUGUAAAGGAGAAGGACUUGAAUAAAAGCAUUCUUUUGAAAAAUCCUGUGCCAGAAAAUCUCAAAAAGCCAUGCUGAUGAUUACUUCACAGAAUUAUUAGAGGAUAAAGGAAGAAAAACCGACCAGAAUUUAGACCACUCCUUGGGACGGAUUCAAGGUAAAAUUUGGAACAUAAUGGGCCCCUUGACUAAAGUGUGGUACAGGAUCGAAGAGGCGAUUGCCAAUCCUGAAUGUGUGCUAGAUCCAAAUUAACUUUCGACAUAUGUUGAACAGAGCAUGUUAUUAACAGGUCUGGCUUUCAGUGCUGUUUCCUAUAACCGAAGGCUAAAUGUCCUCACCGCUGUUGGACAGGAAAAUGCAAAAGCAAAAACAGUGCUAAAAGAACAGAGUAAACUUUUGGAAAAGCCAUUUGAGACUGAACUCUUCGGACAAUCAUUCGUGAACACACCAAAGAUACCGCCAAAGCAAAGAAAUGUCGAAGGAGGUGUAUGAAAAAUGAAAGAAAUACGACUUCAAAGUUCAAAACAAACGGCCCUUUCCGAGGGGCCUCUCUGCGCCUUUUUUUCAAGGAUGUUCCGAGGGGCGACAAAAUUACACAAGUACAUCACACAAAGGGAAUGGAGUCAACAGACAACAGCCAAAGUAGUUCAAGAACAACUACAACCAACAGAAGACAUUCAGUGGUAAGAACUUCUACCGUAACAGAAUUGGCACCUUGCUACAGCAUCAGAAAUCACCUCCAGUCACCAGAAAUUGUACCAAUAGGUCAACUAAUGUAUGUGCACCCAUUGCUACUGAAACUAUUUCGAACUCCGAAAAUUGGCAGCUUUCCAAUCAGGAAGGUUGAAACAUUUCCUUCAAAAUUGGGAAAGACCUGGAGGUGGACUUCCUAAAAGAACCACUACAGGUCAAACCUCCCCAUCAAACAAAAAUGUGGAAAGAGGAAACGUAUCUGGUGCAUCAGAAGGUGAAAGCUAUGUUGGAGAAAGGUGCCAUUCAAGAGGCCAAAUAUGUACCAUGCCAAAUUCUGAGCAAGUAUUUCUUGUACCAAAAAAGGAUGGGGGAAACAGGCCAUAAAUUUAAAAAAAUCUAAAUGCUUUUACUCCUUACCUUCACUUCAAAAUAUAAGGUUUGCAUUUACUCAAAGAUCUGUUGAAAGAAAAAGAUUACAUGUGCAAGGUAGAUUUAAAGGACGCUUACUUCGACGUUCCUUUGCACCUAAAACAACGAAUUUUUUUUUUCAUUAACCAAAAGGUUAAAUUCAACUUAACCACCACUUUGAGCAUAUUGAAAACUGCGCGGACCACCCCAGCUUCCUUCUAACCAUUUAACACGAGAUAGCAAAAGCGAGGAGAGUGAGUGAGAGUAACACGUCAAAUAAAAUAUAACAUUUGUUUUAAAAUUUCUUGAUCCUCUAAAUUCUUAGUUUUAUUACAUACAAUAUUGUCACGAUCAACCUUCACGAAAUUAAUGUAUUACGACGGACGAAUCACGUUAAUUUCAUGCAUCGUUAAUUUCAUGUAGUAAGGUAUUAUCGAAUGACGUACAACCAGAGCUCAAGUAGCUACCAACAGACUCAAUAAAUUUAAUUUUCUAAAUUACGCUGCAGCCUUUUUAUUAAAGACAUCUCUUAUAGCAAACAUGUAUUCACAAUAAACACUUUCCUUGGAUAAAGUGAUGGUCAAACUCUUAUAACAGAAUCCUUGUAUACAUAGAGACACUUUAUUGCGGAGACUUUCCAAUGCCAAACGUUAUUUUAAGAGUUCCAACUUACAUUAUUUUCUAAAACUGACCUCUCUAUAGCGAACACACCCAUCAAACAAUUUUGUAAAAUGUUUGACUGUGUUUUAGUUAAGGCAACAUGAUAUGCGUUCAAAAUAUUGUCUUAAAUAUUAUUAUAAAGUUUUUUUGUGUACUCUUGAUUCUGUUUUAGUUUCUGGAAGGAAAAAUAGCACAUUAUAUAUAAUAGUACAAUAUAUAUAAUCUUUUGCUCCUUUUUUUGUAAAAUCUGUUUCUUGAUACACUCUGCGGUUCAUAUCACUAUCUAGAGGACGCUUUAGACACAAAGUAAGCUAAUUUUGGAAGAAAAUUUAUGUAGCGCCGCCCACUCUAGACAGAGUUCACUGUAAGUCCAUCAACCUAUAUUGUGGAAACAACCGUACAUUAAGGGAGACCAUAGUCUGUAGUGAUAGUAAACCUACACAUACGCGUCAUCUUUGCAGCACUUCGGUACAUACUUCGGUAAGAAAAAAUCAAAAAAUAAGAUCAAUAGAAAUUUAAGCGUCGGUAAAAAAAUUGAUCACUAUUUUAUAGAUAAGGUAAUGGACAGGCUUACUUAUCAAAAUAAUACUAUCAACUCGUUAAUAACGUAAUUAUAUAUCUUCGCUUAUUGUAACUUUUUUGUGUUUAAUCUAUAUCAUAAUGCCCGUAUACGUCUGUCCGUCCGUCCGUCCGUCUGUCUGUCUGUCACGCAAAAUGGUAGCUUAGCUGCGACGGGCUAACCCGUGGAUUUUUCCACGCGCUAACGACUAGUAAAUAAUAAUAAUAAUCACUAACUUUUUUUUUAAUGUUUAUUUAAUUAUUUAUCUAACAAAUUUUCUCCCGUUAUAAUACAAGGUUUUUCCUUAAUGGCAACUUUCCACAAUAAUUUCAGGAAAUAAUAAUAUGUAAUUACGGAACUCCGUUACAAUUGGAAUUCCACUUGAACGAACUUCAAAAAUGGGAAAAGCGCCAAGAUGCUUAACAGUCAAACGAAUAUACAUACUUGCUAAAUUACAUUGCAUAUCCUUAACAGUCGAAAUGUUGUUUACCCUUGCUGAGCAAGUUUGUUUGUCAAUUUAUUGAUCGAUGUAAACAAAUCGAAGUAAUACUCUUCAGGAAUGUCGUUUGUCGAUUGUCCCACACUUUAUUGAAUGUUCAAUGUUAAUGUUUGAAAGCAAGGUCUUGGCAUGUAAAUAAAUGUAUAACAGCUUACUGGACAAGCAACCGGAUUGUGUCGAAUUUGCUGAUUGAAGAGAACAUUUUAUGAAACAAUACAAUUUAUUUUAACAUGAAAAUUUACAUAUUCGUUCUAACAUGGUGGAUUACAGGAAGUGUUUUUAAAAUGGCUUCUGCAGAACGGAAACGUCGAUACAAGAAUUAUAAUUAUAACAAAAAGACACCUGGGUACUACGAUAAUGACCGAUGCUUUGUAGGAGAAUGGUCCAGUUGGACAUCGUGCACUCGCUUUUGUGGGUCUGCUGGUGAACGAGAAAGAAGGCGUUUGGUAAAAGGUGUGUGCAAACCACCAAACACACAGAUUGAAGAGUGUAACAGAUUUUGUUACAACGGUGGUUCACCAAGAAAUCAAGGAUGUGCUUGCAGACCAACAUUCGGUGGAAGGUGUUGUGAAGUUCAAUAUAAUAACACUGCCGGUGUGGACUGUAAAGUAGGGCAAUGGCAGCCAUGGUCGGCAUGCAGUGCACCAUGUGGGAACAGUGGUAUUUCACAGAGAACUCGAAUAAAAACUGUGACUGAAUCAGCCGGUCGUACAUGUCCACAUUCUCUACUGCAAGUUCGGACUUGCAACAGAUUUUGUCAUAACCAUGGAAAACCCUUAGCAACGCGAUGUCAAUGCAAUGCAGGCUUUACUGGUAUCUGUUGUGAACAUGGAGGUGGUCCCGUUACCUUGCCAACAUUACAAACAGUGACUGUAAACCCGGGAGAACCUUGCGCUGAUUAUACUGCAGUUGACAACUAUCAAAGAAGUAUUGGCUACAAGCUUCCAUCUUCAAGUCACGCCACAACAUGCGAUCGUAAAUGGCUAGCAACGUGGUAUCGUUUCACCAGUGGAGCUGGUGGGGAAAUGCCGACUUCUUGUCCACCAAAAUACGGUUGCGGUUCCAAGGGUUCAGUCUGGUUGGAUGGAACAAACCCAACAACAGUAGGAGAAACAAAAAAAAUGAAAGCAUGUUUGCGAGCAGGUACAAUUUGCUGCUCCAGAAUUUGGGAAGUGAGAGUGAAAAAAUGUUCAAAGAAUGGAAAAGAAUAUUUUGUUUAUUAUCUUCCACCAACUCCAGGAUGUCCAAUGCGAUAUUGCGCCGGAAAAGAGACUAAAUGUGAAGAGGGCGAAUCAUCACCAACUGGAUUUACUCCAGGCUGCUCAAGUAAAUAUCCUAAACUAAAAAGUGAUCCUGUCAUCUCAGUGGGAGUUAAAAAUAAACGAAUGCAGUUUAAAUGUAAAUUUGAUCCAAAGGAGCGAGGAGAACACAUUCGCCACGUCGUAACAUGGUACCAAGGUCCACCUGAGAAAAAAAUCAACAAAGAAGAUACUCUUCAUGGGGAUCAAGAUGAAGCAUAUUUGCAGAACAACAACGAGUAUGGAGAGAAAGCAUUGUUUUGUCUUGGUCAGAAUAUUUAUUGUAAAGUUCAAUCUCAUUACGUAGCAACACCAAAACUAAAAAGUAUUCCACGAAAAAGUAAUGAAUUUUUUGCAGGAUUUAAGAUUACACCAAAAGUGAUCGAUCUUUCUGAAAAAGACAAACCAAGAAAACUCACAGUAACGUCAACACUGCCUAUUGUAUGCCAAGAUGGUACUGAGAACUGUGAAGUCCUGGUGGAACUUGGUCAGACAAACACAGAUAAUUUUAUUGAUUAUUGCACAAUGAAAUUUAAACCUGGGCCUGCUGGUCAGACUCAUGUAGUGGAAGUUGUCGCGAAACGUGAUUUCGUAGAUGAUGGAGAUCAAACGAUGCAUUUAAAAAUUCAUAUUCCUGACCACGUUGAUCCUGUUGAUUGGAAUUGUUACAAGAAUAUCACGGAUGUCUUGAUAAAGACAAAAGACGUUAAAACAAAACGCUGCACAUCAACUGGUGACCCACACAUUCGCACUUUUGAUGGGUUGUAUUAUAAUCACUUCUUGGUUGGCGAUUACGUUAUGGUCGAAAGUGGAGCACGGUUGUUCCAGGUUCAUGUCAGAACUUUCCGUUGUCACACAGUUUCGUGUAACUGUGGAAUAGCUGUAAGAGAAGGUGAUGACGUCAUCGUUGUUGACAUGUGUAGGGAUAAUAUUCCACGUGCACGAUUUGCCAGCACUGUUGAACCACAGAAAGGGACCACCAUUGAGAGAAAUAAUAACGGAAAAAGUUUUGUGCUCAACUUUCCCUCCGGUGCGUAUGUGAGAUUUGAUGCAAAACGUUGGUUUCGUAACUGGUAUUAUGCAAACAUUGUAGUUCAACUACCUUCUGAUGAUUACAAGAACACAACUGGAUUAUGUGGAACGUUUGAUGGCAAAUCAGGAAAUGACAUGACUGCAAAAAACGGCGUAAUUGUACCAAAGGGAAGAGGAAGAACUGCUCCAAAAGCAUUCACAGAAAGUUGGAAAUUGACAGUUGGGGAAAGUUUGUUCUACUAUAAGGGAGGACCUCGUAAGUGUUUGGCUACACGUGCGAAAAGUUAUUGCACAUGUCAGGAAACCUGUUGCGGGAAGAGAAGUGUCAAUUGUAAUUUUGAGGGAUAUUCACAACGCCCGAAAUAUAUACAAGGUUUCAGAGGCUGGAAAAGACUCGAUUUCCCAGGUGCUGAGCACUGUGGGCGUCGCAAACGGCGUGCAAUUGCUGUUGAGAAUGUCAUAGUGCUACCAGAUGAUGGCGAAACUGGUAUAUAUACGUACAAUCCGAAAACAGAAAAUGUCGACGAGAAGGUUUUUCCAACAAAGUCUGGGAAAACAGAAGCUCAAGCUAAAACGAGUUGCACAAAAGCAAUUCAAGACUCUACAGCAGGAAAAGCAUGCAUUAAGAUGAUUGCUGGAUACGACAUAAAUGAAUUCGUUGAUCAAUGUGUGUUUGAUGUUAAGGUAACUGAUGAUUACAAAGUUGGAUUUGAAUCUGCAAUCAAUACCAUGAUCGCUGACUGUGAAGAAAAAACGUUGAGAGAUUUGAAGUAUUGGAAAAACGGUUCAUCUGGGGUAUCACCCCCAAUUGAAAUUGGUGACAGUGUAUGUCCCAACGAAUGUAGUGGUCGUGGAAGUUGCCAGAAUGCUACAUGUGUCUGUGAUAAAGAUUACAUUACUGCUGACUGUUCGUUGAAAAAAGGUCAAGCUCCCACGCUACUCGGCGUACCAUUCAAUGGGCUUUGUGAUAUUCGAAAGCAAGACUGUUAUCGUACGCGAGUGAUGGGGAUGGAUUUUAUUGAUUCAACAAGUCUGACAUGCCGCAUGACUGAAGUUGUUAUUAGUGAUAAACCAUACGUUGAAACCACCCGUCAAAGCACUGAUGUUGGUCAACUUCUUAGCUUCGGUGAAAUCAGUUGCUUGCUGCCACGGAGUCCAGUCGAAAUUAAUGGUAACCCUUCCAGAUCAACCGGAAAACCCACUGGUGGCUUUUUGAUUGGAGUAUCCAACGAUGGCACAAAUUUCAGUCAUAACAAAACUUUGUUUUUGGUGUAUGAUUCAAAAUGUAUGGACUGCGGUAAAGAUUAUAAAAGUUGUAUAUGGAAGCAAAAUUCUUGCAAAGUCAGCAAUUAUUGUUUUGCGCCUGGUGAUGCGAAUCCAAAUGACUGGUGCCAAGUAUGUGACCCGAAUAAAACCAGGACCGGAUUUGUCAAACGAACACUAAACAAACCACCAGUGUUCAAAGCGCUUGUACAGAAGUUAAAGCCAUUUAAAGCCCAAACUUGGCGAUAUGUUAUCCCUGCGUCAGAUCCUGAGAAGCAAAGAUUGACAUACGAAUUUGUUGGUAAUAAUCAUGGUAUGAUGAUCUCCUCUGCUGGUGUUUUAACAUGGUAUCCUACUCAAAAUAAAACUUACGAGUUUACCAUUCAAGUGACAGAUCCGUGUGGUUUAAGCGCUACGCAGAAGUUUAUGGCGGAUGUGAAAUCCUGUAUUUGUGAAGGGCGCAAUGGCGGUAUUUGUGUUUGGAAAGGAACUCAAGGUGUUUGUCAAUGUCCUUCAGGCUGCAAAGGAGAAGGAUGUGAUGAACCUAUCGAUGGAAGAAUUUGCAGAAUAAAAAGCAGUCAAACCAGUGAAGAUUCUUCUGACACAGUUACCAUAGCUGUGGUUGCCAUUAUUGUUGUUAUUGUUGUUAUCGUAACCAUCAUUGCCGGUGUCAUAGUGUAUGUUUUAAAGAAAAAAAACAAACCAAUCAAUUUAAAAUCUGCGAAGGACUUAACACUAAACGCUGGACGUAACGCCAAAGGCAAAAUGGUAACUGUCGUAGUUGGUGCCUAUAAUUCCGCUCAUCGUACGAAAGAUGAAAAUGUACAGAUGAAGUUUGGAGGUCUUGAGAAAGGUGGUUCCUCCAUUAAUGACGGUUACGUGAACUAAAUAUAAAUUUUCUACUUUUUUAUAAAAAGGUUUUUUUUAAUCUGUUAUUUUUAUUGAUCCGCGGAUCCUCGAAAUAUUAUACACAAUGAUAUGUCGUUCUUU